UCUCUCUCUCUCUCUCUUCGUGUCUGUUUUAUUGCACCGAGAUUUAACAUUAUCUUGGAGAGAAGAAAGCGUAGGACUAGGGGCUGUUUGCUUGGAAUAAUGGGUUAACGCAAGUGUUCUUAUAGAGAAAGAUAGUGGAAAUAAGAUUAAGUGCCUGUUUGUGUUUGGUUUUUGAAUUUGUGAGCACUUGUGAAGUGGGGUUUCUUUGAUUCUCUGGAAGGAUCUAUAAUUGGAGUCUUUCCCUGAGGUUCUUCUACUUAGCUCUUUUGAAGGACCGGUUUUGAUGGCUGGGAGUAAUGAAGUCAACCUCAAUGAGUCCAAGAUGGUUGUACCUCUGAAUACAUGGGUCCUGAUAUCCAACUUCAAGUUGGCUUACAAUCUUCUUCGCCGUCCUGAUGGCACUUUCAACCGGCACUUAGCGGAGUUCCUUGAUCGGAAAGUACCAGCAAAUGCAAAUCCGGUUGAUGGGGUUUUCUCAUUCGAUGUGAUUAUUGACCGUAGUACUAGCCUCCUUAGCCGGAUCUAUCGACCAGCCCAAGAUGGAGAACCUCAGUUAAACAUUGUUGAUCUUGAGAAGCCUAUGACCGCUGAGGUUGUCCCUGUCAUAAUCUUCUUUCAUGGUGGAAGCUUUGCUCACUCUUCUGCAAACAGUGCUAUAUAUGACACUCUUUGUCGUCGACUAGUGGGCAUUUGUAAGGCUGUUGUGGUCUCCGUGAAUUAUCGCCGUGCACCUGAAAAUAGGUAUCCAUGUGCUUAUGAUGACGGAUGGGGAGCUCUUGAGUGGGUUAACUCAAGGUCAUGGCUUCAAAGUAAGGACUCAAAAGUUCAUAUAUACUUGGCUGGUGAUAGUUCUGGAGGUAACAUUGUACAUCAUGUUGCUUUACGAGCAGUAGAGUCAGAUAUUGAAAUUUUGGGCAAUAUACUGCUCAACCCAAUGUUUGGUGGGCCAGAGAGGACUGAAUCUGAAAAGCGAUUAGACGGGAAAUAUUUUGUCACAAUCCAAGACCGAGACUGGUAUUGGAAAGCAUUUCUCCCUGACGGGGAAGAUAGAGACCAUCCAGCAUGUAACCCAUUUGGUCCCAAGGGUAAAAUCCUUGAAGGAAUUAAGUUCCCAAAAAGCCUUGUUGUGGUGGCUGGUUUAGACCUUGUUCAGGACUGGCAGUUGGCUUAUGUCAAGGGACUUGAGAAGGCUGGCCAAGAAGUGAAACUUCUGUAUCUGGAGCAGGCAACAAUUGGCUUUUACUUGUUGCCUAAUAACAACCACUUCUAUACUGUCAUGGGUGAGAUAAGUAACUUUGUGAGUUCUGACUGUUAAUAAGCUUUUAACUUUUUUUACCUACAGGCAGCCAUUUGUAACAAAUGCUUGUCCAGUUGGGGUUCUUAGGAGGUUGUGUGCAGUAUAUAAAGAUUGUGUAGUAAUUCUACUUACUUUUUUAUUCAUCGGCGUCGCUCAGACUCUGCUUCCUGGAGCCUGGUUCUCUUCUUGGUAUAAGAAUGGCUGGGCUUGAUUGUUGGGUUCUGAAGGUAUGGUUCAGCAUGUAGCUGGAUCAGGAUGUUUUUGUGGUGGAUAUCCUAUUGUCUGGACAUCUAUGGUAUUGGUUUGAUGCAGUUUUCAUGGUGGCAGGAGAGCCACCUGACUAAGUUUAGCAGUCCCACCAAAUCUAAGAUUACCCAUUAUUAUGCCUUCCAGCAACGCAGAGGAGGAGGACGAGAGUGUGGGGGGUAACAUUUGGUGGCCGAUCAAUUGGGAUCGGUGCCUCGCUAGUGUCAGUUAUAUAUAUAUAUAUAUCUCUCUCUAAUUUUAGAACAUGGGCAGAAAAAUGUCCAUGUUGUUGUGAUCCUGUAUGUUCGUACAUAUGUUCUAGCUUAUAUAAAGUGUUUGCUUAUUGGCUGUUCCCUUC
Messenger RNA from Corylus avellana, 1901 nucleotides. Its product is annotated as gibberellin receptor GID1C. Gene Ontology annotation, cellular component: nucleus; cytoplasm. The record is from RefSeq and is a predicted model, not a curated record. Gene Ontology annotation, molecular function: gibberellin binding; hydrolase activity. NCBI's taxonomy places the organism in Eukaryota, Viridiplantae, Streptophyta, Magnoliopsida, Fagales, Betulaceae. Gene Ontology annotation, biological process: floral organ morphogenesis; positive regulation of gibberellic acid mediated signaling pathway; raffinose family oligosaccharide biosynthetic process.